Molecule: messenger RNA, 1583 nt
Organism: Mangifera indica (mango)
Lineage: Eukaryota; Viridiplantae; Streptophyta; Magnoliopsida; Sapindales; Anacardiaceae
Product: protein MOS2-like
Exons: 1
Coding region: 161-1429 (422 amino acids)
Biological process (GO): mRNA splicing, via spliceosome
Cellular component (GO): spliceosomal complex
Molecular function (GO): nucleic acid binding
Source: RefSeq, a predicted model, not a curated record
GGAAAAGUAAGCCCUAUGAAAAAGAAUUGCUGGACAUAACUAACAACUACGGAAUCGUGUGCUUAGCUGUUGGUGAAAUUGUAGCAAAACAAACGAACGAGUUGCUGGCAAUAGAGGGAAAUUCGAAAGCUUUGUAGCUUCUUCUUCUCCUUUUCUCUCAAUGACUUCCAACGCCACUAAAGUUUCGUUCUCCGUUCAAUCAAAAUCAAACCGGAAACAGUCAAAAAGCCUCCAUCUUCAACAUGAAGAUCAAGAUGAAGUUCAACCCACCAAACACUUCGUCACCGAAUUCGAUCCAAACCAAAACCUAACCGACGCCAAGCCGAAACCCAGACUCAUAUUACCGCCUAAAUCCAAUGAAUCGCGUCCUUACAAGAAAAUGAAGAACAUUGACCUCCCCAUUGAAACCUCUGACCAGCUUCAAUUGGAGCUCCAUAGCACAACCGGCGGUGCUGAAGGUGCCGCUCAGAUUACGUACGGUCUUAAUUUGAGGAAGAGUGUUGGCGGUAAUGAGGAUGAGGAAAAAGCGUCUGACUCUGUGUCCGCGUCUGAGCCUGUAGAGAGGGUGAAAUCGAAGGAUGUGAAGUUUGAUUUGGAGGAAUUGCCCGACGAUGAGGGGUUUAAGCAGUUUGAAGAUAUGCCGGUUGAGGAUUUUGGUGCUGCGUUGCUUGCCGGAUUGGGUUGGUAUGAGGGUAGAGGGCUUGGUAAAAACCCUAAGGGAAAUGUUCAAAUUAAGCAAAUUGAGAAGAAAAGUUUUGUUUCUGACGAUGCUAUUACUGGUUUGAUGAGUGGUAAGGAGAAGAGGAAAGAGGACAAACGCAUGGACUCAAAUGGAGGCGAUAGGAUGGAUAAACCAGUCAAACAUCGAAGACAGGAGAGUGAAGAUAGAGAGAAUAGAAAUGGCAAUGGGAGCCAAAAGCAUAGAGAGAGUGAAAAGAGAGGUAGUGUUAAUAAUGGGACUGAAAGAAGUAGUAGAGAGGGUGCAAGGAGAGGCAGUAAUAAUGAUGGGAACAAGAAAAGGAGAGAGAGUGAGAAUAGACACAGUAAUAGUGAUGAAGAGAGGGCUUCUUGGCUAAGGCGUCAUAUUAGAGUAAAGAUAAUAAGCAAAGAGUUUAAGAAGGGAAGAUGGUAUUUGAACAAGGGAGAGGUGGUUGAUGUGGCAGGAACUAAAUGUGAUAUAUUGAUGGAUGACGGCAGAGAAUUGAUAAAAGGUGUUGAUCAGGAUCUUCUUGAGACUGCAUUGCCGAGAAAUAAAGGUGGGGUUCUUGUUUUGUAUGGAAAACAUAAGGGUGUGUAUGGGAGUUUAGUCAAUAGGGAUAUGGAUAGAAAUACUGGCAUUGUUUUUGAUGUGGAUACAGAAGAGUAUUUGAAUGUUAAUCUAGAGCAGAUUGCAGAGUAUACUAGAUGCCCAAGUAGUAUUAAGUAUUGAUUCUCUUGCCUCAACAAGAUGUUGCCCUGUGAUCAAUAGGUAUUUCAAGCUGCACCUCCUGUUAACACAUAGGGUGAUAUAUAGUUAUUUCAUGCUAGGAACAUUGUUAAAACAUUUUAUCUCAUUCUAAAUGAAAUUUCUUGUUGUAUUUUAA